Molecule: messenger RNA, 1380 nt
Organism: Pyrenophora tritici-repentis Pt-1C-BFP
Lineage: Eukaryota; Fungi; Ascomycota; Dothideomycetes; Pleosporales; Pleosporaceae
Source: RefSeq, a predicted model, not a curated record
AUGAAUACCGCGACAUCUCAGCUGGAGAAUUCCAACAUCGAGAACGAGGCAGGGUAUGAAGGCACUCACACCGCGCCUCGGAUUCAGGGACUGCCUAGUAUCACGGAUUUGCAGCGCUUCACUCGAGCCCUGCAAGACGGAACUGCAUUCCGCGCGGACACCUACCGACCCAACUACGGUAACCACCCCGCGAGCUCCUAUCGACCCGACUACAACAACCAGCCCACGAACUCUUAUCGACCAGAGCGCCGCUAUCUCUCCCGUAACGUUGUGCGCCCCUCAAACUUUGCCGAGCUCGGUGCCAUCUUCGUACCCAAGAAAGUGCACCAUGAGCGCGAGAACUGCUCUUCUGUGAGCUUCUGCGACCACCAGGAGUUCUACAUUGCCUGGGAUGCACAUGACCCUCACAACAACCACGGCUCCUACAAGCCGCACAUGCAACGCUUCGAGGACCGUUCGCCUUGGGCAGAACAUCAGAACUGUCCGCCCCCAAAUAUUCCGGCCUGCCUCAAGAAGCUCGCCAGGAAAAUCAUCGGAAAGUUUGAAGGCAUGGAGAACGGUCGGCUGAGCUACCUUGAUAUCAAGGAUGGAAAGGCGCCGCGACGUGCACCGCCUAUCCAACGUGUGGAGCGCGAGGUGCAAAACAUGUACUCACAGAUGUUCCGCGGCAAGUACGAUGAGAUCAUUGAGGUGAAGGGGGCGAUGAGGGCCAAGUUUGAUGCUGGUACUAGGCGCAAGGAACAAGCCAAGCAGAUUUGGCUCCAGGCGAAACUGGAUGGACAUCGGGGCGAGAUAGCAAAAGGCAUUAACGUGGAUGAACUGGAAGAUGAUACACCGAUCGUAAAGCAAAAGACUAAAAAGACGCCUAAGCAGAUUGCUGAAGACAGGGUCCAGCGGAGUCGUCUGCGGAAGGGUCUCGCAGUGAAGACGAAGGCUGCUCCUGAGCCCAGCGAUAGGUACAAGAUCACAAAGACCAAAGUUGCUCUCAGCACCCAUUCUCUAUCCAACAGCAAAGUAGCCAAGGAGGUAUCAAAGCUCACUAGCUCACCCUCCAAGACACCUGCGCCCAACUCAAGGAAGCAUAAGAAACCUCACACUGACGAAGACACCAUAAAUGCUUCAUCUACCAAGAAGUACAAGUCCGCUGCCAUCAUUGAAGAUAGCGAUGAAGAAGCUGACUACCCACUUCCCAAAGCACCUCCCCCACCAUCCACUCUACCAGAAGAAGUCGUCUCCGCCCCCGUCCGCGAAGAGUGGUCUGCCGAGGCUGAGGAGCUGGUUGAGGAAUUACAUCACCACGAGGACGAGCGUGAGGCAGAGUUGCUAUCAGUCAGUUCAGUCAGUCCGGAGCUCUCUGGACUGACUGAACUGACGUCCUGA